This is a messenger RNA of Fusarium vanettenii 77-13-4, 3807 nucleotides long. RefSeq lists its product as uncharacterized. Gene Ontology annotation, molecular function: ATP hydrolysis activity; ATP binding; ABC-type transporter activity. Gene Ontology annotation, cellular component: membrane. Gene Ontology annotation, biological process: transmembrane transport. The coding region runs from base 1 to 3807 and encodes 1268 amino acids. The record is from RefSeq and is a predicted model, not a curated record. Lineage: Eukaryota; Fungi; Ascomycota; Sordariomycetes; Hypocreales; Nectriaceae. The transcript has 6 exons.
AUGACCAGCGAGAAGACUCAGCCCUCGGAAGAUUCGAAAGAGGUCAAGACGGUAGACGUCAAAACACAGCCUGGGCGGGAGCCCAGCAUCAAAGAUUACAUCCGUGUCUUUACAUACGCGACAAAAUGGGAUCUAGUCGUCUACGUCCUGGCCUCCUUGGCUUCCAUCGGCGCCGGCACAGCGUUACCUUUGAUGAAUAUCAUCUUUGGCCAGCUCGUGGGCCAGUUUACCGACUACUUCCAGGAACCUCCAACCAUCACCAGACACGAGUUUGAAAAGCUCCUCGACAAACAGGCCUUGUAUAUCAUGGCUCUAUUCCUUGGGCGGUUUGGACUCAAUUAUAUCAACAAGUUCUGCUUUCGCAUGAUAGGAAUUCGCCUCUCCUCUGCCGUCCGCCUACACUACCUGGAGUGUUUACUAGGCCAACCUAUUCAAGUCCUUGACUCGAUGCCUUCUGGCGCCGCAGCUAGCACAAUUACGGGCACUGCCAACGUCUUACAGAUUGGCAUCUCGGAGAAGCUUGGCACCUUUAUGGAGUUCAAUGGCACCAUCUGGACUGCCGUAAUUGUCGCCUUCACCUGGAGCUGGAACCUGACCCUCGUCACCGCGUCCGUCAUCAUCUUCCUUUUGCUGGUUCUUGGAACCCUCAUGCCCUUUAUCAUUCGCGGCCACGCUAAGACGACUCGCUCUGAGGCUCAAGCCACUGCAGUGGCCAGCGAGGCCUUGGGCGGCAUUAGAAUGAUAACUGCCUGUGGCGUCGAGGACCGAAUCGCAGCCCGCUUCGCCCGAUGGGUUGAAGACGCAAGAGUCAAAGCUCAAACCACCUCGCCGCUCAUGGGCCUCCAGUUUGGCCUUGUUUUCUUCGGUCUAUUUUCAUCCUUUGGACUCGCGUUCUGGUACGGAACGAAGCGUUUCAUCGCUGGCGACUUUACCAACUCAGGCACCAUCAUCGUGGUUCUCAUGUCUGUCAUGAUGGUUGUCAUCUCACUCGAACGCAUCGCCACGCCCCUGAUUGCCGUGAGCAAAGCCAUGGUUGCCGCUUGCGAAUUCUUCACCGUCAUUGAUGCCCCUAAACCUGAACUGGGAGGCGUCAAGGGGCCUGAAAUCUCUGCUACCAACGACAUCGUCUUCAAGGGUGUCACAUUUGCCUACCCAAGCAGACCGCAUGUCAAGGUAUUGGAUAAUCUCGACCUCACUAUCCAGGCUGGCAAGAACACAGCCAUUGUCGGCCCCUCGGGCUCAGGCAAGAGCACCAUCGUUGGAUUGAUCGAGAGGUGGUAUGCCCUCCAAAGCCAGCAUGCCAUCGCCAAGACCUUGGAAAAGAAUAAGCGAAAGGAACCGGAGCAAGGCGAGGUCGAAAAACCAAAGUUGGGUGACCAAGAGACUGGCCCUGCCGUCGAGCUAUCUGGGUCCAUCACCACAUCCGGUAUUGGCUUAGAGAAGAUUGACCUCAAGUGGUGGCGCUCACAGAUUGGUCUCGUACAGCAAGAGCCAUUCUUAUUCAACGAAUCAAUCUUUAACAACGUGGCUCACGGGUUGGUCGGCUCUCGGUGGGAAAAUGAACCAGAACCGAAAAUGAGGGAACUAGUCAAGAGCGCCUGCCAGGAGGCUUUUGCCGACGAAUUCAUUGACCGUCUCCCCGACGGGUAUGAUACGCAGGUUGGCGAUAGCGGAGUGAAGCUUUCUGGCGGCCAGCGCCAGCGCAUCGCCAUCGCUCGUAGCAUCGUGAGGAAGCCCAAGAUUCUCAUCUUAGAUGAAGCUACGAGCGCUAUCGAUGUUCAUGCGGAGAAGAUUGUGCAAGCCGCUCUCGACCGAGUUGCCAAGGACCGCACUACUAUAACUAUCGCUCAUCGUCUGUCAACCAUCAAGAAGGCUGAUCGAAUCAUUGUUCUUAGAAAGGGGAAGGUGAUAGAAUCCGGGACUCACGAAGACUUGCUCCAGGAUGAAAAUGGCCUGUAUCAUGGCCUUGUGUAUGCCCAGAAGCUCUCUCUCGGCGAGCCGACUGACCCCCAUGUUUCUGAUGAAAAGGACCAAGACCUCGAGACUGAGCAGCACAGCGAUGGAACCGCCGCACAAUUUGAGGUAGACCAGCUGGGUGAAGAUGCCGAAAAGACUAACUUGAACAUCCUCAACAGUUUCGGCAGACUCCUGAAAGAACAGCGCAACAGCUGGCCCUUCUACAUCGGCAUGGUCCUUGCUUCUGCAUGCGCCGGCGCCGGUACUCCAUUACAAGCCUGGCUAUUCGCCAAGAUCAUCACGGUGUUUCUUGCCAAGACUGAAGAGGACAUGAUGGACGAGGCCGAGUUUUGGUCACUCAUGUUUGUUGUGUUGGCCAUCGGCGUGGGAACGAGCUUCUUUACUAAGUGCUACGUUUCCACAUAUCUUCAGCACCGCAUCAGCUCAGUAUACAAACGACAGUACUUCCAGGCUGUGCUCUACCAAAAGAUUGCCUUUUUCGACGACGAGGCCAACUCACAAGGCAGCCUUGUGUCACGUCUCUCUGGCGACCCCAAACAACUGGAGGAACUCCUGGGUCUCAACAUGGCAUUCCUCUUGACAGCCAUUUUCCAACUCGCCGGUUCCCUCGCUAUAGCCUUCUCAUUCGGGUGGAAGCUCGCUCUCAUUGGAAUGUGCGUUACGAUGCCCUUGGGCCUUUUCUCCGGCUAUUGGAGAUUCAAGUACGAGCUUGAGUUUGAAAAGAUGAAUGCUGCUGUCUUUGCCGAAAGUUCUCGGUUUGCUGCUGAAGCUAUUAGUGGCUUCCGGACUGUGUCUUCGCUGAUCUUGGAAGACGCUAUUUGCGCCCGAUAUAGCAGACUUUUGGCAAAUCAUGUUAGCAUGGCCUUUAAAAAGGCUCGCUGGACUAGCUUGAUCUUUGGUUUCGCGGAUAGCGCUUUCUUCAUCUGCUUUAUGGCUGUGACUCAAGGGGCUGAAGCCGCGGGUCAGGGGUUGAGCUUUGGCCCUAAUGCUGCUCAGGCUACAGCUGCGUCGAAUCGCAUCAUUAGCAUGCGUGAUUCGAGGAACACUGAUAGCCACAGCGAGUCGGAAGAUAUUCCGGACGCAGAAGACGGGGUCAAGAUUGAGCUGAGGGACGCGAACUUCAGAUAUCCGACCCGCGGCGUCCCCGUGUUCCAAGGUAUCGACAUUACUGUUGAGAAGGGACAGUUUGCGGCCCUCGUUGGUCCCUCGGGUUGUGGCAAGACGUCCAUCAUCUCCUUGCUAGAGCGCUUCUACGAUCUACAAAAAGGCGACAUCCUAUGCAAUGGCAAGAGCAUUUACGACCUCAACGCCUACAAGUACCGCCGGAAUCUGUCCCUGGUCGCACAGGAGCCAAACUUGUUCCAGGGCUCCAUCCGAGAAAACAUCCUCCUAGGCGUGGACCCCGACUCGGUGACCGAAGAGCGCCUUCAUCAAGUAUGCCGGGAUGCGUCCAUUCACGAUUUUAUUAUCUCUCUUCCGGAUGGUUACAAUACAGACAUUGGCCCCAUGGGCGUGUCCCUCUCUGGCGGCCAGAAGCAGCGUGUUUCUAUCGCGCGUGCAUUAAUCCGAAACCCUAGGAUUCUGCUCCUCGAUGAGGCCACAUCCUCGCUCGACUCCGAGUCAGAGAAGCUAGUUCAAGAGGCCUUUGAGCGUGCCUCCAAGGGUCGUACUAUGGUAGUAGUCGCCCACCGCUUGGCCACUGUACAAAAUGCCGAUGUCAUUUUUGUCUUGGGGCAGGGUGCGGUCUUGGAAAAGGGGACACACCGUCAGUUACUGGAGAAAAGGGGCGUUUACUGGCAGAUGUGUCAGAGCCAAGCCCUUGACAGGUAA